Messenger RNA from Exophiala aquamarina CBS 119918, 1608 nucleotides. RefSeq lists its product as uncharacterized. Lineage: Eukaryota; Fungi; Ascomycota; Eurotiomycetes; Chaetothyriales; Herpotrichiellaceae. The transcript has a single exon. The coding region runs from base 1 to 1608 and encodes 535 amino acids. The record is from RefSeq and is a predicted model, not a curated record.
AUGCUGAACGAGCUCGAAUUCGAUAACGAAGAUGCCUAUCGAGAGAUUCUACGUAUCCCACCACCCGAUGGGCGCAAGAGGCCUCGUCUGGUGUAUUCACGAAACUUUUACGGGAGCUUGGAGGAUAUGAGUCGCUACUGGGAUAACAGCAAGGAUAACUAUUACGAUGUCGAAGCGAAGGACCCGGAGCCACAGGCGCCUCAGUAUUCGCAACAAAUCGCCACAAAAGCAGAAGAUCUAAUAGCUCCGAAACAGGAUGAGCAGGUGACAGAGGCGGCUCAGCAAGAGAGACCCAAAACUUUGCAAAGCAACAAUGUGAGCAGGUCGGGGCUAUCAGCUGAGCAGUCAGUAUCAGACACGAUUGAAAUUCCCACGCGAUCGAAGAUGAAGCAGGUGUACAAGGGCCAGAGGCUCGGAAAUGGCGAACAGAUGAGCCCAUCAACACGGGUAUCAAUAGUCAGGAACCUGCUUAAAAUGGUUAUCCAUAAGUUCAACUGUCGAGAUUUUGAGAGCAAUCCCAAAGACAAGUUGAGAUUUACCACUGUCAACGUCCCAUCAGUUUUCUACCACUUCUGUGUGGCCAAGAUGCCAUCUGAAAUGAAAUUUGCACGAGCAAGAAUGGUGGAGGGGCCAAUCAUGGCUGUACAUGCUAGAUCUGAGGUCAGGUUCAAGUCCAGCGAAGGACUGCAGAACCCCGCAAGCGACUUUUUGGGUGAGAGGUUCGACUUAUUUCGAGAAGUGGGUUGUUUGUUACUGCUUGCAAAACAGCGGUCUCGUGAAGGAAAGGACCCAGCCCCUGUUCCUGCGGAGCAUCAGUGGUGGGCUUCAAAAGUUCGCUGGGGCGGCGGUGAAACCAGGUGGGGGCAGUUGGCGAAUGAAGUGUAUGAAGACGAAGAUCCCAGCUGGAGCCCUGAGGAAGCCUUGUUACAGAAGCUGAAAAGAGACAAGGACGAAGAGCAGGAGAGGCAGGAAGAAGCCGCAGCCGCCGCGGAUUUGAAGAACCUCAGGACCGAUGACUUGAUUGCAGAUACUUCGACAAGCGGCGAACGGCCAAAGAAGAAGAAGCGAAGUGGCGAGGGCAAUGGAACUCGUGGCAAGGGUGGUGUGAAAGUCGAGUACAAGGACGGGAAGCGAGUCAUGUUCACGCAACCUAUUCGACGCAAAUGGUACCAGGAUUGGACGAAGAUCCGGCCCAACGCUCUGGCUUGGGACGAAAAAGUGAUUUAUCGGAAGAUUGGACAGCAAAGCAAGGAAGAUGGCGGUAAUGGCUGGGAUGAUGUGUACUUGUUGUCUGCGGUAAACCAUCACGUUUGUUUGAUGCGGCUGAGUGUGCAUGAAGACUAUCUCGAAUGGUUAGAGACAGGGAAGACGGUACAUCCUGACGGAAACGCGUCCGAAGGGCAGCGACAGCCACAUGUGCUGUAUGUCAGUCGGAGCAACUGGUACGACUUGUUCGAUAUUGCACAAAGAAAAGAGCUGUUGACGGGCGUCUGGAGAGUCAUGUCUUGGUUGAACCGAGAUGAAGUGCCCAAGCAGGAGUUCAAAAAAAUGGACGAAGUGAAGAGGAAGGACGCGGGCGAGACGGGGGAUCAUCAUAUGGAGAUAUGA